Molecule: messenger RNA, 594 nt
Organism: Haemonchus placei
Lineage: Eukaryota; Metazoa; Nematoda; Chromadorea; Rhabditida; Trichostrongylidae
Source: the annotation of a GenBank genome assembly
AUGAUGUCAAGUUUUUACAAUCCUGUUUAUCUCAGGACAGUACAGUGGUUGGACGACCCACAUCGACAACCUGUGGUCUCCUUCACAUCGAGGAUUCCAUCUGCUCUCCCCAUCGCUGAUGCUUCGUCUUUACACCCAUCCCUUGAUACGUUCAAUCCCUUCGAGCCUAUGUUGGUUGACUUACUUCGGAAAGAAGUGGGGAAGGAUGCAGAACUUUUGUUGAGUGGUCGUAUGCUUGAGAUGAAAAUCUCUGCUACAAUACAUCUAUUGACACACCAUGAAAAUGGAUCUCUAAACUUAUGGCAUGUCGCUGUAGACGAGAGUAGCAGUUUUACCUGCAUACUUUGUGUAACACAUAAGUCGCGCAUGUGUGGACAUCGUUUCCAGAUUGAUCAGGUUGUCCCUCACCCUGCUCUCCCACUUCUUCUGACAACUUCACAAUUUCAGCCUGAACAAUCAGAUUUUGGCAAUGUAAGUAUUGCACUCUGUUUAUUUUCGCACAGUUUCAAAAAACAAAACUUAUUUCGAUCGGUACUGCACAUCAUUUUUGAGAACCAAACUCCAGGCCAUUUCACUAUUUCUCGCUACAUCUGA